This is a messenger RNA of Parasteatoda tepidariorum (common house spider), 12769 nucleotides long. The record is from RefSeq and is a predicted model, not a curated record. Lineage: Eukaryota; Metazoa; Arthropoda; Arachnida; Araneae; Theridiidae.
GGUUCGAGCUUCUGAUAAAGGAACACCAUCUCUGAACUCUACUGUAAAUGUCCAUGUAAUUAUAACUGUGGCAAAUAAUGCUCCUCCAAAGUUUGAACAUAAAGAUUAUGUCAUAGAAUUACAUGAAAAUGAAAAACCUGGCCAACCUUUGGCUGCUGUAAUAGCUACUAGCCGUUCUUCUGUGUAUUAUGAAAUCACAGCAGGAAACAUCAAUGAUAGUUUUAUUAUCAAUCCAACCUCUGGUAUCUUACGCAGUAAUGCCGAACUUGAUUUUGAAGUACUUAAAUUUUAUAACCUGACUAUCAAAGCGACCAAUAUGGUUGGUGCCAAUAGUACAACUUCUGUGUUUGUUCAUGUCAUUGACAGAAAUGACAAUGCCCCAGUCUUUCAUAAUUCUGAAUAUCGUGGACAAGUUAUAGAAUCUGAUAAAGUUGGAAGUAUGGUCUUAGUGGAUGGUAUUAAACCUCUUGUAGUUUCAGCAUCUGAUAGAGAUUCUGAAAUCAAUUCAGUUCUUCACUAUAAAAUCAUUGAAAAAUCUGCAUCAGCUUACUUUAACAUUGAUCCCAGUACAGGUGCAAUUCGAACUGCCACAAGUUUUGAUCAUGAGAAAAAGUCAUUCUUUUCAUUUACUGUUCAAGCUUGGGACAUGGGAAAACCACACCUAACUGCUGAAGUGCCUGCUAAAGUAUUAAUAUCUGUGAUAGACAUCAAUGACUGCCCUCCUAUGUUCGCAGAAAACUACUACACUGCCAUUCUUCUUCUGCCGACAUACAAAGGUGUUCAUGUGAUAAAUGUGAUAGCAACUGAUGCAGACUCUUUCAGCAUAAUUAAAUACAGUAUUAUUUCUGGAAAUGCAGAAAAGAAAUUUUUAAUUAAUAGCACAACUGGAGAUAUUUCUGUUAGAGAUCCAGAUGGAUUAGCCAGAAAGUACACUCUCGUUGUGGCUGCAUCUGAUGGGGAAUUCGAAACAAGCACAAAAGUUGUGAUCAAAGUACAAGAAAGCCAGCAGAGUGGCUUGCAGUUCAGUGAGGAAAAGUACUUUGCGAAAGUUCCAGAGAAUUCUACUGAAAUUAGUACUGUAGCCAUCAUAACACCUUUAGGUACUGAGCUCAAUGAACACCUUACUUUCCAUAUAUUGAACCCUACUGAUAUGUUCAAAAUUGGUGAAACAACUGGCGUGAUACGUUCUACGGGUCGUUUAUUUGACAGAGAGGCAGAAAGCUUUUAUACUUUAGUCGUAGAAGUAAGGAAUGAAGGCAGGGAAAUAUCAAAAUAUGCUCAUGUUCUUGUAGAAGUUUCUGUUGUUGAUAUUAAUGACAAUGCUCCAUUUUUUAUUGGAUUACCCUAUUAUGCUGUUGUCCCGGUUGAUUCUCCUGUUGAUUUCUCAGUUUUUAAGAUUAAAGCAGUGGAUUAUGACUCUGGUUCCAAUGGUGAAGUCGUAUUUGAAAUUUUAGAUGGUGAUAAAAGAUUAUUUCGAAUUGAUUAUAAAAGUGGAGAAAUAUUUUUGAAGCAACCUCUUACUUCCAAUAACUACGAAUUAAUCGUAGAAGCUAGAGAUAAAGGAAAUCCCGCUUUAAGCUCUCGUGUCAAACUUCCGAUUCAAGUUAUAAGUCAUGAUAUGCCAGUAUUUGCCCAACAAAUUUAUCAAGUCACAGUAUCAGAAAAUCUUCCGACAGGAUCACCUCUUUUAACAGCAACUGCCAAUAAUCCGAGUGGAAAACAAUUAAUUUACAGUCUAGUUUCUGGGAAUAGAAAAGAAGAUUUACGAUUAGAUUUCAAUACAGGUGUGUUUUAUGCUGUAGAAGAUUUGGAUUUUGAAACCACUCCCAAAUACAUUCUCACAUUAAGAGCCACAGAUGCUGUAAGUGGAAUCUACACUGACAUACAAGUAAUCAUUGAUGUUGAAGAUGUAAAUGACAACCCACCUAUGUUUGACCUGCCAUCUUACAACACAACUGUCUCUGAAGCUUUGCCAUUUGGAACAUCUGUUCUUCAAGUUCGUGCAACAGAUCGUGAUACAAAGGCAACUCAACAUAUCCAAUAUCAUAUUGUGGGUAAUGCUUCUUCCCACUUCAAUAUUGAUACAUUUGAUGGAACAAUUACCAUCAAGCAACCACUAGAUCACGAGACAAAGAGGGAACACUACUUUACUGUCAUGGCAACAGAUGGCGGCCAUCCAAGCCUCAGCUCAACUGCUCAUGUCUGGGUUGGAGUGGCGGAUAUGAAUGACAAUCCUCCAGAGUUUGAUCACAAGCAUUAUAAAUGUGUAGUUAACCAAGAAGUCAAACGUGGUCAAUUUAUUACGAUGGUAAUGGCUUCUGACCCAGAUGAGUCUGAUCAGUCUAAACUGCAGUACACUAUCAUAGAAGGGAAUGAGCUGCAGUCAUUUACUAUUAAUCGACAAACAGGAAUAAUAACUAUGUCCAACCUGCACCAGUUCAACUUUGAAAAAAGCUAUAUUCUAAACGUGUCAGUUACAGAUGGAGUUCAUUCUUCGUAUGCAAGUGUUUAUGUCACUAUAGAAGGAGCUAAUAAUCACUCACCACACUUUUCACAUAAUGUCUAUCCUGUAGCUCUUCCAGAAAAUGUACCAGCUGGCAAAGUUAUAACAACUGUAUCUGCAAUUGAUGAAGAUAUUGGCAGCUAUGGGCAGUUUGUUUACAAGAUUGAAAAGAAUCACCAGAAGCUAUUUAAAAUCAAUCCACAUUCUGGUGAAGUAUUUACAACUUCAUCAAUUGAUCGAGAGCAGAAAAAACUUUUUGAGUUGGUAAUUUCAGCUGUUGAUUCUGGUGGAAGAUGUGGUUAUGCUAUUGUAAGAGUUACUAUUACUGAUGAGAAUGACAACAUGCCUCAGUUCUCAGUUUCUGAAUAUACAGUUACCAUUCCUGUAAAUAUGACCAUCGGAACAACUAUUCUGAAGAUUCAUGCUACUGAUAAUGACGAAAGUUUUUCCGCAGCUAUUGAUUACUCUUUAUAUAAAUCUAAUAAUAGUGUCAUAUCUGAAUUAUUUGGAAUUACUCAUGAUACUGGAGAAGUUUACAUCAGAAAGGCGGCAACUGGGCAUGAAAACUAUGGUUAUCAAUUUUUUGUUUUGGCAAAGGACCAUGGUGUUCCAUCUUUGGAAACAGUUGUUCCAGUUAGUGCUAUAUUUAUUGAUGCCAAGGAAGACUAUCCUAAAUUUGAGCAUAAAAAGUAUGAUCUUUUUAUUUCUGAAACUGCACCCAUAGGAACUGUAAUAUCAUAUGUGAAUGCCAGCUGUUCAAGACCGCUAACUUUCUCUUUCACGCCAGCAGCAAAAGGCUCUAAUACUGAACAGUAUAUGUCCAAAUUCAGCAUCGAUGCACAAGGCAGUAUUAUGUUAUUAUCUGAACUUGAUAGAGAAGUCCAAUCUGUUUACAACUUGAAUGUCAGAGCAUCCACCGCUGAUUUGCCCACUAGAAUUUCCUGUGUUGAUGUCACAAUUAUAGUUAUAGAUGCUAAUGACAAUGAUCCUAAAUUUGAUUCUGAUUUAUACAGUGCAUCGAUUGCCGAAAAUAUUGAGCCUGGUGCCACAAUCUUGCGAGUUGUGGCUACUGAUGCUGAUGCAAGCAAUAACGGCUUGUUAAAAUAUCAUUUUGGCCCUGAUGCUGGCAAUGUAGCUAAUAUUUUCCAAUUAGAUCGAAUCACGGGUUGGCUGACUACGAUGAUUACAUUAGACAGAGAAGAUACUUCUUUUUACAAUUUUUCUGUUAUAGCAUUUGACCAAGGUGAACCUCGUCGCAUGGCAACUGCUGUUAUUAAUAUAAAACUCAGAGAUUACAAUGAUAAUCCACCUGUAUUUCAAUCACAACACUACAAUGGUAAUGCUUAUGAAGAUGCCAAUCUUGGCUUUGUUGUUGUGAAUUUCAAGAUAGAGGAUAAAGAUGAAAUUAAGAAUGAUGUUGAGUUUUAUAUUAUUGAUGGGGAUCUUCAAGGUCAAUUUCAAGUUAUAUCGCCAGGAAAAUUAGUUGUUAAAAAGCCUUUAGACAGAGAAGUAAUUUCAGAUUAUCAGCUUACUGUUCUUGUUACUGAUGGAAAAUUUAUAUCCAAGACUUGGGUUACUAUAUUUGUCCUUGAUGUCAAUGACAAUCCUCCUGUUUGCUUGAAGACCAAAUAUACAGAAAUGGUUUCUGAAAACAUCCCUAUAGACACUUUUAUUUUAACUGUAGAAGCCACUGAUGUUGAUAGCUAUAACAAUUCUCGGUUAUAUUUCUAUUUAACUGGUGAUGGACAUGAAGAUUUUUCUGUCGAUCCAAUCACAGGUCAAUUAAAAACUGCUCAACCAAUCGAUCGAGAAAAGAAGUCUCGUUAUCUUUUGGAAGCUCAUGUUCAAGAUCAAGGUCAUCCUGAAUGGGAAUGCAUGAGCACAUUAGAAGUGCUCUUAAGUGAUACCAAUGAUAAUGCACCUGUCUUUGCUCAAGAAUUAUACUCUGUAAAUAUCCCUGAAGAUUCAGAAGUUGGAACUUUGAUAACCAAAGUACAUGCUAGUGAUAGAGACAUUGGUAUUAAUCGUUUAAUAAGUUACUACUUGGUUGAUUCUGCCCAUAGCCAUUUCAGCAUUGAUGAAACUACGGGUAUUGUUAGUUUAAAUAAACCUGUUGAUAGAGAAGAAACAGCCAUGUAUAAUUUGACCGUACAAGCCAGUGAUCAUGGAAUACCCCGACUUUCAACCCUCUGUACUCUCCUAGUGUUACUACAAGACGUGAAUGAUAAUCCUCCUGAAUUCACAUCUAAAUAUUAUUUUACUACAGUCUCUGAAACAGCUGCUGUUGGAACCGAAAUACUGAAAGUAACUGCAACAAGCAGAGACAGUGGUGUGAAUGCUGAAAUAGCUUACAGUCUUAUUCAGUCUCCAAAGUCAGAAGUAUUUUCCAUUCAUCCCAAACAAGGUACUAUAACAGUAGCUUCAAAACUGGAUUACGAGACUGCUCCAAGAUAUUAUAUUUUAGUAAAAGCUGUUGAUGGGGGAACUCCACCUUUAUCUACUGAAGUUGGGGUUAAUAUAACAGUUAGUGAUGCCAAUGAUAAUGCACCAUUAUUCUCACAACAAUCUUACAGCACUGUAAUCAGGGAAGAUGCUCUAGUUGCUGAUAAAAUAAUUCAGGUUAUUGCAUCUGAUAGUGAUAGUCCACCAAAUGCCAGACUGAGAUACACAAUUUGUGGAGGCGAUAGAUAUGGACAAUAUUUAAUUGACAAGGAUAUGGGAUACAUAUCUUUGGCUUCUGAUCUUGAUAGAGAAAAAGUGUCUAAUUAUGUUUUGGAAAUCUGUGCUGAGGACAGUGGUCUUCCAAGACUUUCCAGCUCUUGUUUUGUCAAUAUUGAAGUGUCAGACAUAAAUGAUAAUCCACCCCUAUUUUCUGAAGAUAACUACACAGCUAUAGUUCAAGAAGGAAAACCAUUAGGUUUUACUGUUUUAAAAUUCACUGUCACUGACCAAGAUGCACCACCCAACACAGGACCUUUUAUCUUUGAUAUACUCUCCGGGAAUGACGAAAAUGCUUUUCGGGUGGUACAGCAAGACGCUACCUUACGUACAGCCAGUAAAUUUGACGUGAAAAAUCAAAGUGAGUUUCUUCUCCAAGUUCGUGUCACUGAUGGUGGUAACCCACCUUUAUACAGUGAUACUUGGGUGAAUAUCAUAGUCAUCGAAGAAAGCAGAUUUCCACCCCUAGUUACACCUUUAGAUGUAUCAGUCAGUUCAUACCUAGAUGAAUUUCCUGGUGGUGUCAUGGGCCGAGUUCAUGCUACCGAUCAAGAUCCUUAUGAUAAGCUUAUCUAUGACAUACUAUCUCCUCAUCAAAACUUAUUUACCAUUGACAGAGAAGAUGGUACUAUUGUUGCCCUACCAGGAUUGGACGUUGGAUCUUAUGAACUCAAUGUAAGUGUGUCUGACGGGAAAUUUACUACUUUUACCACGAUUUCCAUUGAUGUAAACCUCAUCACUGGUGAAGCUGUUAGCAAUAGUGUUGCUAUUCGGUUGGAUGAUGUCACUCCAGAGGAUUUUCUUUUGACUUACAAAAAAGGCUUUUUAAGAGGUUUGCGAAACAUUCUGAAUGUCCGGAUGAAAGAUGUCGAAAUAAUCAGCCUUCAGCCGACUCUUCAAGAAAAGAAACGUAAACAACGAACUGCACAGCAAGACUUGGAUGUUGUCUUUGCUGUGCAUGCUGGUGCUAAUGGUUUCCAUCCGUCCAGUGCUGUAAGAGCGAAAGUCAAAGAAAAGACAGAUGUUCUUGAAGCAAGUGUUGGUCUGAAAGUUGUAAAGAUUAUGGAAGAUCGAUGCACUAAAGAUCGCUGUGUAAAUGGAAAAUGUGUAGACCUCAUUGUUUUAGACAAAGCCUUCGCUAUCAGCAUUACCACUGAUGCAAUGAGUUAUGUUUGUCCUCAACAUUACCGAAAAUUAGAAUGUGCAUGUGAACCUGGAUUUGGAGGUCCUCAGUGUGAGCUAGCUGUUAAUGAGUGUUCUCGUCGACCUUGUCCCUCAUAUCGAAUAUGUCACCCUGAGCCAACAAUAUUAGGUUAUAUUUGUCGCUGUCCUGAGGGCAAAAGUGGCUCACUUUGUGAUAGAAAUAAAGGUGCUACCUGCAAAGGACCCAAUUGUUAUGAUGAAAAAACUCCUAUAUCUUUCCAAGGUAAAAGCUAUGUAUCAUAUGUGCUAAAUAAACCUGUUGAUCACCAUAUGAGCUUAGUAAUACAGUUCAGAACAAAGCAAGCAACAGGGAAUCUAAUGUAUGCAGCUGGUAUUCGAGAUUACUUUAUUUUGGAAAUAAAAAAUGGCUUGAUACAGUACAGAUUCGACUGUGGAAGUGGGGAAGGAAAGCUUCGUAUUGAUCAGUUCAAAGUAAAUGAUGGAAAUUGGCACAAAGUGAGGGUUGAACGUAGAGGAAAAACUGCCGAGCUUAUUUUAGAUAAAAGACUGCGAGCUUCUGGUAAAUCUCAUGGAUCUCAUGAAGUGCUCAAUUUAGAUGGAAAUGAUGUUUAUUUUGGAGCUGAAGUUAGAACCAAGUUAGAAGGACUUAACUUUGAAGAUAUCAGGAUGGGAUUUAAUGGCUGCAUGGAUGACAUUCAAAUUGAUGGCAUAGUGUUGCCUUUGCAUGUCAAUGGCAACACAGCUGUUGCGACAUUAAACAGGGUUAAAAAAAUAGAUCUCCACUGUGGUGUCCUUUUAGAUUUAGGAGUUUGUAGCAGCCAACCUUGUCUAAAUGGUGGUACCUGUAUUCCUACAAGUUCUGCAUUUAUGUGCCAAUGCUCUGCUCGUUAUCAAGGAAAUUACUGUGAAGUAGAUUUAGACCCUUGUGCGUCAAAUCCCUGUUUAAAUGGCGGAAUAUGUCGCAAACAUGACAACAAAUAUACUUGCACAUGCCCUUCUGGAAUCAGCGGUGAACGUUGUGAAUUUGGUCGCUAUUGCAAACCAAGCCCAUGUCAUAAUAGAGGAAUUUGUGAGGAGGGUACUUUUGGCCCUAUUUGUAAAUGCAAUGGAUAUUAUGGAGAGCUUUGUCAGUAUGACAUAGAUGAGUGCCAAACAGUUCCUUGUGCCAGCGGUGCUUGCAUAAAUCUUCAGGGUAGCUUUAAAUGCCACUGCCCGCCAAAUAUGACUGGUUCCUUGUGUAAUGAGCAUUUAUUUACAACUUCAAUUACGUCUUCUAGCUGGAAUACUACUAUUGAAGAAAUCAUUGGUAUAUCUGUUGUAGUAUUUUUUAUUCUUCUAUUAGCAAUGAUCUUGGUAUGCUGUUGGCGUUAUAGACAUAAACGCCAACAAUUGAGACCAAAUAAUGAAGUACUAGAUACUGCAACUAAUGAGUAUCUAUUAAAAAAUUCUGUAUUUGAAAAAGACAAUUUAAAUCGUAAAAUAAGUAAUUUAGAAGUCACGACUAGUUUCACUACUCCUCCAUUACCUCCAAGACCUGCUUCCUACACCCCCAGUACUCAAGAUUCUGUCAAUGCCCUCAAUAACUUCGAUACGGUCCGUAGUUAUGGUAGCGCUGCUGAUGACUUAGAAAACUUUCCCCGCCAAAGUAAUGACUAUGUACAAAAUAUAAGCAAACCCUCUAUUACUGGUGUGAUUCCUGCUUUGGUGCCACCACCUCCGUCCAGUUCAGACAACGAUUCAGUGAAAAAAGGGAAUUGGGAUAAAGAUCAUUUGAAAUCAAAGAGCAAGCUGUAUGAAAAUAAAGUACCAAAAGACCUGCAAAUGCGUAAAGUUGGUGAUGUUCCUGGUCUGAAUACAAUACCUGCUCCAGUUGUGCCAUCUCGUGGUCCGUCCAGCCUUGGUGUGCCUUCGGUUUUAAGCCUCAACUCUGUUGAUGACAUGCCAGCGACCGAGAACAAAAGUGGGAGAAGAAACACUGCGGAAGGUUACAUAUGGGAUUGUUCAGAUUGGGCAGUUGCAUCUCAAAAACCAUUAGCUAAUAUUAUUGAAGUAUCCACCAAAGAAAUACGGGACUCAUCCAGUAUUCCAAGUACUGAAUCCAACAGCAGGGCUAGCCAAAUCGAGCUGUUACCCAAAGAAAGUGAUGUAGGUAACUUAAAUGAUUUGAAACAACAUAACAACCAAUCUGGAAGUGAAGAUUUUGAUCAGUCUGAGUACGUGGGUGACUCAGAAAAUAACGAUGAUUUCGAUGAUGCUCUUCUUCCUGUGCCAAACUUCGAAAGCAUCCUUGGAAUGAACGAACUUGAAUUUGCUGAUGAGGUGGACAGUCUUCCAGUUUCCCCCCACAAAUAUCAGCGUCAUCCCAACUCAUACCUCCCCACUCAUGCCACAAGUACUGCGAACACUAGCCCUGAUCAUACGUGGAACGGUGAUCAGCGCCAAAUUUGUGAUCUCUCCGAUGAUGAAGUUAUGACGUAUGGUUUUCCAUCACAAGGUGGACGUGGAUUUCUCAGGGACGGGCUUGAUAACUUGUCCAUGUCAGUUGGUGGUUACACAUCAACGAAUGCCUCUUUCUCAGAUAUUUCUGGAGCUAUCUGCGGAAUUGAUGACAGUGAUGUGGACUAUGAGCAUAUUGAUUCUAAACAACCUCAAAUUUUGAAUGAAAAGUUUUGCUCUACUCAUUUAUAACUGAUUUGUAAAAUAGUUUUUGUUUUUCUCUAAAUGGUUCCUGAUUUUAAAUCAAAAUUUUCAUUUUUGUUUUCAUUGAAAUUAGUGAGGUGUAUUCAUUUUAUAAUCAAAUGAAAUCUUAAAUUACAUAAAAUAAGCAUAGAAAAUAAGAUAGAAUAAAUAGAAGUCAUGAUCAUUGUUUUUUAAAGUAAAUGAAGCUUUAAAAAAUUGAAGCAAACUAUUUUACUUAUGAAAAAAAUUAAAAUAGUAUUGUUUUAAAUUGAAAAAAAAAUUUGUUAAUGUGAUUUUCAAAUUCUUGUUAAUUUGGAGAAAUUACUCAGCUAGAUGUAAUUUUUAAUGAAACUGUAUUUUAUAUUAUUUUUGUUCCAUAUUAAUGCACUUAAAUGGUGAUAAUUUUCAUUCUAAUUUACAAGAUAUUUAUUUCAAAAUAAAAAAAUAGAUUUUUGUUUUAAACUUUGUGAUAUGCUUAAAAACUUAUAAUUAAAUUGCUUUUCCCUUAAUGCAGCUUUUUUUCCUUGUCUUUCAUAUCUGUUAUUACUGACCUCUUCUAUGUUCAUUAUUUAUGCAUCUUUUUUUUUUCUUCAUUAUUGUUUCAUGUGUAUGUUUUUUUAUAUAUGACACUUUUUCCUUUCAAAAUUUAAGUUGUUUGAACACAUUCAUGUGAUGAAAAAAGUUUCUGCUUUAAGAAGAAAAAAAAUUUUGUUUUUUCUUUCUUUUUUGUUAAAACAUUGUACAUACCAUUUUCAUGCAUGCAUCUUGCUAUCAAAAUUGAACUAAUUGAAUCUCACAAUAAUGAAAAAUAAUACUCUGUUUGAAAAUUAAUGAGAAAGUCAAUUUUGAAACUAACUAAAAGAAAAGUCUGGAAUAAAUAAAGGUUAGUUUUUGCCUCAAAUAUUAAUGCUAUUUACAAGAAAUUUAGUUGAACACUUUUGCUAUAACAAAUGAAAUAAAUUGUAGAAAAUUCAAUUGUUACAUCUUUGUACUUCAUUUCACUUACUGCCUGAGUGGUAUCAUAAUUUUUCAAAGUUAGUACAAAGCUAUAUUUUUACAUAUCUCGUUUGUACGUUUAUUUUUAAUUUUUUUAACAUUUUACUUUUGUAAUAAUUUUGAUAGCAUUUGUAAGUGAUUUAUUCCUUUUUUUAUGAAUACUUAAUUGUAUCUAUACAUUCUUUUUUAAGGUUUUUGUAUUUAAAUCAAUCAUUGUAAAUGAGAAGAGCAGAACUAUAUAAAUGUGAUAUCUGUAAAUGGCAGCUUAUUUUGAAAAAAUUUAUCUUUUUUAUAACUGCUGCUUUUUUGUGCCAAAAAUGCUAAUUUUUUCUCCCUUUCAUAUUUAAAACUAAAUUUCAUUUCACACUUUUAAUUUUACCUUUUGGAUGAUUUCGUAUAAUCACUCAUGUUUAUUAUCUGAUUUUCAUAUAUUUUUCCAGUUCUUAAUCCAAUAUAAUAAGUGUUAUUUUUGAAGUUCAACUUAUUAUGAGCAUGUCCUAAUUAUUAUUUUGCAUGCAGUUAAAAACAUGUACUGUUUCUAUGUGCUAAAAUCUUUUUCCAACAUUCCAUUUUGUGUCCAACAGAAUGUUACUGACAACACGUGUUAAAAUUUGCACCAGUUUUUAAGCUUACAAUAACUUUAUUUUGCUAACUGGCGUUGUGGGUGUUGUUAAAAUGUGUCAUGAGUCUUGUUAUUUCAAUUUUCUGAAAUCUUGUAUACUGCUAAAGUUUUGCACUAAAGUAAAAAUGCUUUGUUACUUUGUGAUUUAAUUAAAAUCAUAAUAUACUUGCUAGUUUGUUAAAAAAUAUUGCUUUUACUCAGUUCUGGUAUUCUUUAACUAUUGACUCCAAGGACCACUUCAUUAGUAGUUCAGAUUAUUUAUGUUUAUUAGUCUGUUUUAAGAGAUCAAUGUGAAUAAAAUAAAUGAAUUCACAUUAUUUUACAUGAAAAACAUAGACUCUUUGAAUUAAACAGGUUAAAGAAACUACAUAAAUUCAAAUGCCCUGACAAUAGUGUUUAAUUAAUUAAAAUUUCUCUUGCUUACAAAUUUUCCUAUAAAUUAAUACUUCGUUCACAAGUUGCAUUAGGAUAAUGUAUCUUAUUUCUGUGCCUAAUUCGGGUUGUUAAAAGUUAUAACCGAGAUUAUAUUUAAAUUUUUAUUGAACGAAACGUUUUAAAAUAAUAAAUGUGGCAGUUUUUCUAUUGACGAUUAUUGCUAUAUAUAAGCAUUACAACAUCAGCGAAACUGGAUGAGAAUAUGCUACUGAUAUUUUUGCUAUAAAUCACGUAAGAUUUACUCGCAUGAAAAUUCAGCUUUUUUGACAUUUGGCCAAUCUCAUCCCUGAAAAUAGCACUAAGUAUUGUAUUUUGCUUAUUAAUCAAACAAUUAAGUUAGCUGGGUAUUCUUUUAGAUUUGUUUAUGUUUAACCAAUAAAUUGUAAUAACUACACUAUAUUUUUACUUAUUAGAGUAGAAAAUUUUUUUUAUAAUAAAACACAAAAAAUAUAUAUUGAAAACUAUGGUGUUUAAAAGAUGGACAAUUUAUUGUAACCCUUAACAUUUUGAAUGUUUUUAUUUUUAACUGUUGUAAACAUUUAAUACAGUAAACAAAUUUAAUAACUUAAGUUAUAAUACUGUACCUGUAUAUCUAAAUCUGUUUGGUGUACUUUUUAAGAUACAUCUUAUACUGCUUAUACUGAUCUUCAUUUUUAUACUGAAUUUCCCACUUAAGUUAAAUUUUCUUUAUCGCAGUUAUUUAUUAAGAUCAUCACAUUAUGCUACAUUUCUAGACGAAACUUGAAACCUUCUAAAUCUUUUUAUGUGAUUCAAUGGUUAAAAACCCUGAACUCGAGUGGAUUACUGAACAAUUUCUUUGAAAAAUAAUAAGUUUUUUAGUCAAAUUAAUCAUUCUUUAAUGUAAUUCAUUAUUUUGUAGUAAGUGUAUUGCUUAUUUUUGUUUAGUUCUAAUUGAACUUAGUUACAAAGUUUGAACUUAGUUACAGCAAAAUAAAGUGUUUCUGUCAAUAUUAAAAAUAUUUUUAUUUGUCUUAACUGUUGUAUUUAAGUGCCUACAAUUUCCAGAGUUUCUAUGCUGUUUCAAAUAUGAAAAUAAAUAUAACUUUAAAAUAUUGUUGUAAAAAUGUAAACCAGUUUAUAUAAAGUGAAAUAUUAAGAAGAAAAAAAAAUUUUUUUUUUCAAAUUUAGCUAAUUAGAUUGUGCAUUUUCAACUUGAAACUCUCUAACUAGACCUUGUAUAUGCUAGUUAUAAUAUUUUAUACCAUAUUUGAAUAUAUCUUCCUGCAUAUUGUUCUUUUGUAACUAAAUUUAUUUAUAAGCCAUUUCUAUAAUUUUUAAAACAAAACUUUCUUAAAAACCUUAGAAAAAUAUUACUGUAUAAAAAAAAAGAUACCCACAUUGAAUGAUUAAAGGCAAUCUCUUGUUCAUAAAAAAAAUAGAAAUUUCAGAUUUAUAUGUUAGAUUGAUCUUGUAAUUUACUUUACCCUGUGCAUUUACUACAUUAAAUUAUUAGUCAGAGCUCUGCGACCAACUUUUUGCAAACGCCAAACAUUUCUGUCCAAAUCUGGCGCAGUGCGUCUGUUUGAGAAUAUUUGUCCAUAUUGGUGCUACUUAAGCCAUUUUGCAUUGUGUAUAUAAAAAAGUGUACAUAGUUCUUAAAAUGUCUUGUAAUAAAAAUUUUCAUAAAUUUU